Molecule: messenger RNA, 1111 nt
Organism: Hirundo rustica (Barn swallow)
Lineage: Eukaryota; Metazoa; Chordata; Aves; Passeriformes; Hirundinidae
Product: zinc finger protein 774-like
Exons: 3
Coding region: 57-692 (211 amino acids)
Biological process (GO): regulation of DNA-templated transcription
Molecular function (GO): DNA-binding transcription factor activity, RNA polymerase II-specific; RNA polymerase II cis-regulatory region sequence-specific DNA binding
Source: RefSeq, a predicted model, not a curated record
GGGAGCCGUGUGCCAGGGCCGGGCCGCAGGAUUCCACAUUCCAAAACCUUGUCCAGAUGGAGGAGGAGGCUGUGAGGAAGAGGAAGAUGCCACAGAACAGCCAGGCAGACAAGGAGCUGAGGAUGGAGACAAGGGAGGAACAAUCCCUGCGGCAGAACCUCAUGGAAGAGAUUUUGAGCAGCUCCAUGGUGCAGGAAUCCAAAAGGGAGGAGAAGCCCCAGAGAUCUCACACACUGAGGGGCUCCAGACCCAUCCCAGGGUGCUCUGAGGAGGAAAGACCCACCCUGUGCCAGGAAGGUGGACAGAGCUUCAGCCGGGGCUCAGACCUGGUGGUCCCUGAGCAGCUUCAUGAUGGGGAGAAGCCCCACAAGUGCUUGGAGUGUGGGAAGAGCUUCAGCUGGAACUGCCUCCUGAUCAGCUACCAGCGCAUCAACACUGGAGAGAGGCCCUACAAGUGUCCUGAGUGUGGGAAGAGGUUUCAGACCAGCUCCAAUCUCCUCAAGCACCAGCGGAUUCACACAGAGGAGAGGCCCUUCCACUGCCCUGACUGCAGGAAGGGCUUCAAGCACAACUCUCACCUCAUCACCCACCGGUGCAUCCACACUGGGGAGAGGCCCUACGAAUGUCCCCAGUGUGGGAAGAGCUUCACCCACAGGUAUAACUUGACCAGACACCAACAGAGCCACCAAUAAGGGAAGCCCUGUAAGGGCCCUGAUUGCAGGAAGUGCUUUGUGUGAGUCUCCAACUUCAUCCUUAUCUGAGGACCCGCACUGGGAAGAGCCCUGGUGACCCACAUUUCCCCUGACCCAUGCUGAGAAGUCACCUGUCCCUUUCUCUGCCCGUGGCAAUGAUGUGAGGUGGGACUGAAGAACAUGAGUGUCUGGCCAUGGUCCCAUCAUUGUAUUUGAUCCCAUCUCAGGUCAUUGCCAGGGGCAGGAAAGGGACUCUCUCUCUCCCCCCCAAGGAGAAGAGUGUCUUCUCCAGGCUGGAGGAAAUACAUGGUUGGGAAGAGCCAGUCAGUGUUGUUGUAGUUUUCUCUGUAUAUCAUUUGUUUUAUCCCUUCUGUUAUCAAUAUUGUUUCUGUUCCUAGUUGUUCUUAUCUUGUUGCUGU